Daldinia childiae is the source of this 1167-nucleotide messenger RNA. RefSeq lists its product as uncharacterized. The coding region runs from base 1 to 1167 and encodes 388 amino acids. The transcript has 4 exons. The record is from RefSeq and is a predicted model, not a curated record. NCBI's taxonomy places the organism in Eukaryota, Fungi, Ascomycota, Sordariomycetes, Xylariales, Hypoxylaceae.
AUGAUGGCGCGAAUAUCGUUUUUUACCAUUGCGGCGUUGUAUGCGUUCAUAUACACCGUCCUCGCUUCCUCCGUGCCGGUGCAAUACUGCCCAAUCGCGGAGGUAUGCUACCAAGUCGCGGUACCAGAGGUAUCCGCCGCCAGAGAUGGAGGCAAUAUAUACCUACAGCUACGAGCGCCGAUAUCAUACUCGUGGGUGGCCUUCGGUACAGGAGAUGCCAUGAAAGAUUCGAGCAUCUUUGUCAUGUAUCAAGACGGUAACGGUAACGUGACGGUGUCAGCACGUACUGGAACUGGACAUAGCAUGCCACGGUACAACUCAAUCGUACAGUUAGAGCUUCUCGACGGAAGCGGCCUCCUCAAUAACGAGCAGACGAUGGUCGCCAACGUCCGAUGCGGUAACUGCGGUACAUGGCCGGGGGGCUUCAUGAGCCUAGACGACAACGCGGCGCCCUGGAUUGCGGCAUGGAAGGUAGGCGACGCUAUCAACAGCGCAGACCCGGACGCCCAGAUCCGGUACCACGACGCGCACGACGAGUGGACGUUCGACCUGACGGUAGCCACCGUGACUGACGAUGCGAACCCGUUCGUGGGCGUAAGGCAGUUCGACAACAACAACCGUGGCGUGGACCGCGGCAGCUUCGCCGACCCACGCAUGUUAAUCUUGUGCCACGGCAUCAUCAUGACCGUCGUCAUGAUCGUCCUAUAUCCGUUGGGUUCGGCGCUCAUGCCCUUAUUCGGCAAGUGGGUAAUUCACGCCGUGUGGCAGCUCUUUGCCUUCAUAAUAAUGUGGGGUGGCUUCGGGCUGGGUAUCGUCGCCUUGCAGCGCAUUCAACUUGAUUUCAAUUCGACACAUACGAUCCUCGGCACGGUCGUGGUUGGCCUAUUGGGGUUUCAACCGAUUCUGGGCUGGUUCCAUCAUAAACACUUCAUGAGACACCAACAUCGAGGUCUCGUGUCGCACGCUCAUAUCUGGUACGGCCGCGCCCUAAUAAUUACAGGCAUAGUAAACGGCGGGCUCGGUCUGAAGCUUGCAGGUGCUUCCAGAGCCUUCGUAGUGGUAUAUACUGUCUUCGCUAUCCUUAUAUCCGUUAUAUACAUCGGUACUAUUUUGUUUGGCGAGUGGCGCCGCCGCCGAACCGGAGGUUAUGAGCAGAAGAAUUCCUGA